AUGAAGCCGCCAACCCUCAUCGCCAUCCUCGCCGUGGCCGUCCACGCACACGCCCUCACCGCCAGCCAGCCAGCUCCCCAAGAUCAACUCUCGCAAGAAAGCGAAGCGCUGUCCAAACGCGCGCGCCAGCCCUCCGCGCAAGCCAUCGACGCCGCCGCCCGCUCCUGGCAAAGAGACACGGGCGUCGUGUCGCAGUUCCUGUCCACGGCCGAGUCCAUGAGCCCCCAACAGCUCCAGCAGCAGGCGCGCGGCGCUCUGGCCGCCGAAAACGACGAGCUCAACCACAAGGCGGUGCUGGACCAAAUGUUCCUCACGGGGGCGCGCAGGAACCGAGACGCGACCGUCCGGCAGGCCAACAAUGUCCUCGACACGCAGGGCACGUUUCAGUUCGUCGUGGACGGGCUGCAGACGCUGUCGAGGCGCGGCGCGCGCAUGUCGCCCGGCCAGGUGAGCGCCAUGAUUCGGGCGAUUAACAACGACCGGUGCCCGCAGGUGUUGCCGGCGAUUGAUGCGUACAUGGCUGCGGCGGCGGGCGCCGGGCAGACGGGGAAUGCGCUCAGGGCGAUACGGCCGAGUAACUGCUGA
Messenger RNA from Metarhizium robertsii ARSEF 23, 585 nucleotides. RefSeq lists its product as uncharacterized. The transcript has a single exon. The coding region runs from base 1 to 585 and encodes 194 amino acids. NCBI's taxonomy places the organism in Eukaryota, Fungi, Ascomycota, Sordariomycetes, Hypocreales, Clavicipitaceae. The record is from RefSeq and is a predicted model, not a curated record.